AGCAGCUCUCCACUCUCUUGUCUGCAGCCGUACAGAGCGCACCAUCUCUGAACGCUGCAGUCCACGCUCAUUCAUCUACACGUAACAAGAAAUCACGUCCCGCAAUGUCGGCCGCCAGCACCGAGACUAGUGCCCCUCUGUCCACAGCCGGCAGCCGCGUCUUCUUCCAAGGUGCGCCCGGGGUGGGCUGCGUGGGCUCCGGCCCCAUCACCACCGCGGACGACCCGGUCCAGAAGAGGCAGGGCAAGGUGACGGUCAAGUAUGACAGGAAAGAGCUGCGGAAAAGACUCGUCCUGGAGGAGUGGAUCAUCGAGCAGCUCAGCGAGUUGUACGACUGCGAGGAGGAGGAGAUGCCAGAGGUGGAGAUAGACAUAGACGACCUGUUGGAGGUCACCAGUGAUGACGAGAGAGCCAGCAAAUUACAGGAAUCGUUAAUAGACUGCUACAAACCAACAGAGGUCUUUGUCCGUGAGUUGCUGGGCAGGAUAAGGGGAAUGAGAAAACUCAGCGCACCAACCAAGAAGGGCCUAUAAUGGCUGUCGCGCCAGCUGUCAAUCAAACAUAAACGACAUCAUCCCGGCUCCACCUGCUUAACCCACUCAACAUGGACUGUCGUCACAUUAAACAGCAUUAAUAACUACUCUGCAAACCACAGUCAUGCGCCAUUAAAUCCAUGCACAUAGCCCCACAAGGUUCAUUAUAAUAUUAGACUGUUGAAAGGUACAGAGUAACAGCAAAGAGAGUCACAAGAAAAGGUCAAACCCAGCGAGUUAGAGCUGCAACUGUGCUUUACCGCCUAAUCCCACAUUUCAGAGCCAUUUUUAAGUCUUUUCAAGCUGAUGCUAUAAUCUCGACAGCCAUACAAACAUAGACACCAAUAAAUCACAUAAAGGGAGGUGGUUUUAAAAAAUAUUUGUACUGAAGUAGGUGUGAAAAUUAGCUCUAGCACUAUGUAACCAGUGCUUCAUGAUUUUGUCUUUUUUUUUUUUUACGGAUGUGUUUUGCUGUUACUUCUUUUCUUUUAAAAAGGGUACAUGUGGUAGUUGUUUGUUGUUGUUUUUUUUACUUACUUUUGCAUUUUAGUCUUGCAAAUGUGAGGGACUAGUUUCAUUUUCAGCACAACAACUUUGUCCUUUUGUGAUGUACAGUAUAUACAUUUCCGGGAAGAGUGGUGACCAUUUUAGCAAACGGGGGCAAAAUAGUGCGUGAUGUGUUUUGCUUUUUACCCACUGCUCAACUUCACCUCAACCUUUUCACCACAACAAGGCAUGAUGGGCGUUGCAGUUCUCUGUAUGACGCCUGUAUGAUUGGCAGCCUUUCACGUCUCACGUUAUUGCGGUUCAUUGUCCCUCAGAAUACAUAUCAGUUGAUUUAAGCACAAAGCCCAAAUAUUGUUGGUUGUUUUUCCUCACACAGGGUUUCACUCUGCAAACUGGCCUCUUUAUUAUAUUGGUUGAUGUUGCCUUUAAGGACAUUCAGGAUCAGUUCCCCUUUUACUCAGCACUGAACCUUAACUACUGACAACCAAAAGGCAAAAAAACAUAUAUACGGUUAAGUCAGAACCUGAAGACAACUUGAAACACACACCUGUCACAUCCUGUAAGUAAAGGUGUGCCAAAACCGGUAAGUGGAGUAUGACAUCUUACAUGUUACAUGUAACAGGGGCGUUAAUGUGUGACGCAGGGAUUGCGCGAUUAAACUACCUUUUGAGUGGGUGCAGACAGAGUUUUAGGCUGUUUGAAAUGUCCUACAGAGUUGCAGAAAAGACGUUGUUAUAGUAUAUUCCCAUGUUUACGAGCUGUAUUUAGUUAGUUAUUGUUAUAAAAUACCUAUACAAACA
Molecule: messenger RNA, 1840 nt
Organism: Solea solea (common sole)
Lineage: Eukaryota; Metazoa; Chordata; Actinopteri; Pleuronectiformes; Soleidae
Gene: ppp1r14c
Product: protein phosphatase 1, regulatory (inhibitor) subunit 14C
Exons: 4
Coding region: 105-533 (142 amino acids)
Biological process (GO): regulation of phosphorylation
Cellular component (GO): cytoplasm
Molecular function (GO): protein serine/threonine phosphatase inhibitor activity
Source: RefSeq, a predicted model, not a curated record